Cornus florida is the source of this 444-nucleotide messenger RNA. RefSeq lists its product as uncharacterized. The record is from RefSeq and is a predicted model, not a curated record. The transcript is spliced from 2 exons. NCBI's taxonomy places the organism in Eukaryota, Viridiplantae, Streptophyta, Magnoliopsida, Cornales, Cornaceae. The coding region runs from base 1 to 444 and encodes 147 amino acids.
AUGGGUGGCAGUUGGGAGGACCACUUUCCACUCAUUGAGUUUGCAUACAACAAUAGUUAUCAGGUGAGCAUUGAGAUGGCUUCUUUUGAGACAGCUGAUUUAGGACCCGACAUGGUACUCAAGACUAUUGAGAAAAUUAAAUUGAUCAGACAGAGAUUGCUCAUAGCUCAGAGCCGACAAAAGAGCUAUGCAGAUAGGCUGAGACGAUCGCUAUCUUUUGAGAUGGACAGGGUUCACUAUGUUUUUUAUGUGUCGAUACUACGGAAGUGUGAACCAGAUCCAUCUCAUGUUUUGGAUUGGGUUGACGUGGACAUUGGUGAAGAUGUCUCCUAUGAAGAGGGUCCAGUGCAGAUCCUUGACACCAAGCAGAAGGUGUUAAGGGGUAAGACGAUGCAGUUGGUGAAAGUUCUUUGGAGACACCACAGAGUUGAGGAGGCUACUUGA